Messenger RNA from Opisthorchis viverrini, 426 nucleotides. RefSeq lists its product as hypothetical. The coding region runs from base 1 to 426 and encodes 141 amino acids. The record is from RefSeq and is a predicted model, not a curated record. NCBI's taxonomy places the organism in Eukaryota, Metazoa, Platyhelminthes, Trematoda, Opisthorchiida, Opisthorchiidae. The transcript is spliced from 3 exons.
AUGUUCAAGACGUACGCUACGGUUGGUAUCUCUAUCAUUUGCAGAAUAUCAUAUGGCGAUAAAGUUCUUUGUCAUCCAUGUCGUGUGAUUGUGGAUACCGGGUCUCCAAACUCGUUUGGCCCUAGGAAGUCCUUACAGAAGGUUCUCGCCAAAGACGGUCUGGAAGAUAUCGGUCAUGGUGUAUUGUAUGCUCUCCCCGAAAACUUGCUUCGCGUUCAACCAAUCAAAAUAACCAUGCGGUCAAACACGUUUACUCUGUCAGGGGAUGAACUUGUCAGAGAAUGGAACGAAAAAUUUAUUUUUGCAAUAAUAAUCGACCUUGAUGCCGAAACUAAGGACUGGAUCUUUGGAGUAUCACUUUUGCGAUUUUUUCAUACAAUUUUCGACCAGCAAAAUUCCCAAGUCGGUGUGGCUCGGAAUGUCUAA